Molecule: messenger RNA, 1363 nt
Organism: Nannospalax galili (Upper Galilee mountains blind mole rat)
Lineage: Eukaryota; Metazoa; Chordata; Mammalia; Rodentia; Spalacidae
Product: retinol dehydrogenase 7-like
Exons: 5
Coding region: 201-1154 (317 amino acids)
Molecular function (GO): oxidoreductase activity
Source: RefSeq, a predicted model, not a curated record
AACGCCAAAAUCAGUUCAAAGAGUUAAGGGUAGGACAUCGAAAAAGGUUCCAGAAAGACAGUGGUCAGAGAGGAAAGUGAAGACUCCAGGAUAGAAGGCUGAAGGUUACAUAGUCAACUACAUCCUUUGUGUUUCUUUUUGUCUGAACAGAGGCAAGGCUCACUUAGACACAGAGCAUCUGUGUGUGUCUUCUGCAAGCCAUGUGGCUCUACCUGCUGUCCCUGGUGGGCCUGUGGUACCUCCUGCGCUUGUACAGAGAGAGGCAGGUGGUGAGCCACCUCCAUGACAAGUAUGUCUUCAUCACGGGCUGCGACUCAGGCUUUGGGAACCUGCUGGCCAGGCAGCUGGACAUGAGGGGCAUGAGGGUGCUGGCUGCAUGUCUGACUGAGGAGGGGGCUGAGCAGCUGAGGAAGAAGACGUCAGACAGGCUGGAGACUGUGAUCCUUGAUGUCACCAAGACAGAGAGCAUUGCUGCAGCCACCCAGUGGGUGAAGGAAUGUGUUGGGAACGAAGGACUCUGGGGCCUGGUGAAUAAUGCUGGCAUCUUCAUCCCCAUCGCCCCCAAUGAGUGGCUGGACAAAAAGGAUUUCACAAAAGUACUCAAUGUGAACCUGACGGGGAUGAUCGAGGUGACGCUGGGCAUGCUGCCCUUAGUGAGGAAGGCAAAGGGCCGUGUGAUCAAUGUCUCUAGUGUGAUGGGCCGGGUGUGCCUCCUUAGUGGCGGUUACUGCAUCUCCAAGUAUGCUGUAGAGGCCUUCUCAGACUCCCUCAGGAGGGAGCUCUCCUAUUUUGGAGUGAAAGUGGCUAUAAUAGAACCUGGAGGCUUCAAGACCAGUUUAGCCAAUAUUGAGACAAUAUCAAUGAACGUAAAGAAGGUGUGGGACAAGACCAGGUUGGAGGUCAAGGAGAUAUAUGGCAAGAAGUUUCUGGAAUCCUACCUAAAAACUUUAGAAUCAUUAAUGAAAACGUGCUCAGAAGACCUUUCUUUGGUGACGGACUGCAUGGAGCAUGCUUUGACUUCCUGUCAUCCCCGUACCCAGUACUCACCUGGCUGGGAUGCCAAGUUUUUCUACCUCCCCAUGAGCUACAUGCCCACCUUUCUGGCAGAUGCCAUAGUCUCUUGGGGCUCAGUAAAUCCCACAAAAGUCCUGUGAUGUCAACACUUGUGUGUAUCUCUGAGUGGGGGGCCACUGCCAGCAAGUUUUGCCCUAGUGUUUGAAUGCUACAUCAACAGGACUUGGUCGGGAAAUGACAUCCUUGGUAUGGAAUCUGGAAGAGAACAAAGAAACUAAUCUUUCACUUGUCUUGAAACCAUGACUUCCCUUGGAUUCCUUUCAUUUUAAAAUAAAAGUUGCAAUGAUUA